AUGUCCGAUCAUAACAUUCAUCCAGAUAAAUACAGCGAACUUCGAAGCAUCUAUAAAUACUAUAUUGAUUCAUUUAAUGCGUUAUUUCAGCUGAAAACGGAAAAAGAAGAAGAAUUAAAAGAAAUUUACAAAAUGAUCAAAGCAGAAUUGAUUGACUCAAAGAAAUACUCACCAAACAAAAUUAUGCGAGACAUUUUAAACAUCAUCCCAUAUAAAAAUCGCUAUACAAAGUCAUAUUUAUCUCUUGCCAAACUUAUAUCUGAUGAUUAUCAUGUGGAAGAGGUCGACGGAGUAACACCUAUCUCAAACUUCCUGUUUUACAAAGAAUAUGGAAUUAAAUUAGACAAAAAUGAUGACUUCCAAAAAGAUAAUUUUAAAAACAUCGAAAUUCAUACAGAAAAUACAAUUUACAGAGCAAUUAUGUAUAAUGACUUAGAAGCGUUCAUUGCAUUCACGGAAAGAGAUGAAUUUGAUGAAAAUCAAGAACUUAACAGCAAAUUAUAUCCCUUUAUUUAUAGAAGUUUUUCAUCACGUAGGCGCAAUUUACAUUCUGAUAAUCGAUAUUCAUUACUUGAAUUAUGUUGUUACCAUGGAGCUGUUGAUUGUUUCACGUUAUUAAGAACAAAAUUUGACUCAAAAAUAACUCAAAAGUGUCUUCAAUUUUCAUUUUUAGGUGGAAAUCAAGAGAUCAUGAGUGAAUGUUUGAAAUAUCAAAAACCAGAUGAUGAUUGCAUGGAAUAUGCAAUUAUUUCACAAAACAUUGAUUUUGUUACAUUCUUGAUGAAUGAAUACAAUAUAGAGAUCAACUUAAAUUAUUGCAUGGAUUACAAUAAUCUUGAAUCAUUUUUUGUUUAUUUUGAUCAAACUAAUGAUGUUAAUGAAUGCUUUAAUAUUUCGACGAAGUUUAAUAUUCCAUCUCUUUGUGAAUAUUUCCUAUCAAAUGGAGUAAAUAUCAAUGAUAAAGAUAUAUUUGGAGAAACUGCACUUCAUAUUGCAGCAUUAUAUAAUAGCAAAGAAACAGCCGAACUUCUUAUUUCACGUGGUAUAAAUAUCAAUGCAAAAGAUAUUGACGGAAAAACCGCUCUUCAUAUUGCAGCAUUAUAUAAUAGUAAAGAAACAGCCGAACUUCUUAUUUCACGUGGUAUAAAUAUCAAUGCAAAAGAUAUUGACGGAAAAACCGCUCUUCAUAUUGCAGCAUUAUAUAAUAGUAAAGAAACAGCCGAACUUCUUAUUUCACGUGGUAUAAAUAUCAAUGCAAAAGAUAUUGACGGAAAAACCGCUCUUCAUAUUGCAGCAUUAUAUAAUAGUAAAGAAACAGCCGAACUUCUUAUUUCACGUGGUAUAAAUAUCAAUGCAAAAGAUAUUGACGGAAAAACCGCUCUUCAUAUUGCAGCAUUAUAUAAUAGUAAAGAAACAGCCGAACUUCUUAUUUCACGUGGUAUAAAUAUCAAUGAAAAAGAUAAUGACGGAAAAACCGCUCUUCAUAUUGCAGCAAAUUGUAAUAGUAAAGAACCAGCAGAAUUUCUUAUUUCACGUGGUAUAAACAUCAAUCAAAAAGAUAUUGUCGGAAAAACCGCUCUUCAUUAUUCAGCAUAUAAACGUAACAAAGAAUUAACCGAACUUCUUAUUUCACGUGGUAUAAACAUCAAUCAAAAAGAUAUUGUCGGAAAAACCGCUCUUCAUUAUUCAGCAUAUAAACGUAACAAAGAAUUAACCGAACUUCUUAUUUCACGUGGUAUAAACAUCAAUGAAAAAGAUAAUGAUGGAGAAACCGCUCUUCAUAUUGCGGCAGAAAAUAAUAGUAAAGAAACAGCCGAACUUCUUAUUUCACUUGGUAUAAAUAUCAAUGAAAGAGACAAAUACGGAAAAACCGCUCUUCAUAUUGCAGCAUUAUAUAAUCGUAAAGAAACAGCUGGACUUCUUAUUUCACGUGGUAUAAAUAUCAAUGAAAAAGAUAUUGAUGGAAAAACCGCACUUCAAAUUGCAACAGAAAAAAACAUGAAAGAAACAGCCGAACUUCUUAUGAACCAAUGA
Molecule: messenger RNA, 2034 nt
Organism: Trichomonas vaginalis G3
Lineage: Eukaryota; Parabasalia; Trichomonadida; Trichomonadidae
Product: ankyrin repeat and SOCS box-containing protein 4 family
Exons: 1
Coding region: 1-2034 (677 amino acids)
Molecular function (GO): protein binding
Source: RefSeq, a predicted model, not a curated record